GUUUGACCCGACACUUCCGGAAAUGGCGGCUUGAUGGCGGAGCUGCAGAACGCGGGGCCUCCGGGCGGUAAUGGCGCCAGCGCUCCCGGCUCCGGGGACAAAGCCGCCAACAAAUGGGUUCGUCUGAACGUGGGAGGGACGUACUUCGUCAGCACCAAGCAAACCCUGUGCAGGGAUCCCAAAUCCUUCCUGUGCCGCCUGUGCCAGGAGGACCCAGACCUGGACUCGGACAAGGAUGAAACCGGUGCCUACCUAAUUGACAGAGACCCAAGUUACUUUGGGCCGAUCCUCAACUACCUGCGACAUGGCAAACUGAUCAUUAACAAGGAUUUAGCAGAGGAGGGGGUCCUGGAGGAGGCAGAGUUUUAUAACAUUGCGUUACUCGUUCGGCUGGUCAAAGAACGCAUUAGGGACCUGGAGAAUAGGACUUCACAGGGUCCAGUUAAACAUGUUUACCGUGUUCUGCAGUGCCAGGAAGAGGAGCUCACCCAGAUGGUUUCGACAAUGUCAGAUGGCUGGAAGUUUGAGCAGCUCAUUAGCAUUGGAUCCUCCUAUAACUAUGGCAAUGAAGAUCAGGCUGAAUUCCUUUGUGUUGUCUCCAGGGAGCUAAAUAACUCGACUAAUGGAAUUGUCAUAGAGCCCAGUGAAAAAGCCAAGAUUCUGCAAGAGCGAGGCUCAAGAAUGUGACUUACUGAAUCGGAAUUGCUGUUUCAAUUCUGAACCUUGAGGAGGAAGCCUCCACUAGUUGGGGGCAUCAAACCUUUGCCACACUCAGACACCGGCCUCUUGAUGUUUUGGUUCACAUGGGCCUCCUUGAUCAGUGGGCUCAUUUUACUGAAGAACUCAACCUCUCUGCCUUUCGCUUGAAGCCUGUGAGAGGCUUACAGCACUACUCAAGAAUUAAAGCUGCCAAAUCUCCCCAUGUUUUUUUUUGUUGUUGCGUGAUAAGUAUAUAUUCAACCAAUGCAUUUAAUUGCCUUUAACGGACCUGUGGUGUUGCUCAUUCCUUGGCGACUAGAAAGCAGAGCCAGUGUAUCAUUGUAUCUGCUUUGUGAGAAUUCCUUUCUGUUCUUCCUAUGGAUCAUUGUGUGCAUGGAUUUCACUCAGUGACUUUUGAGGGGAGGUGAAUGAUGCAGUAUAACAAUUGAGUAAACAAUUAUGUGAAAUUCCACAAUUCUUGUCAAUCUUGUUCCUCUUUCAUCGCUGUACUUUUAUGACAUGAUGAUGGGAUGAUUAAACCACACAGUAUUGUCA
Messenger RNA from Chiloscyllium plagiosum (whitespotted bambooshark), 1254 nucleotides. Its product is annotated as BTB/POZ domain-containing protein KCTD2-like. Lineage: Eukaryota; Metazoa; Chordata; Chondrichthyes; Orectolobiformes; Hemiscylliidae. Gene Ontology annotation, molecular function: cullin family protein binding. Gene Ontology annotation, biological process: proteasome-mediated ubiquitin-dependent protein catabolic process; protein homooligomerization. Gene Ontology annotation, cellular component: Cul3-RING ubiquitin ligase complex; cytoplasm. The record is from RefSeq and is a predicted model, not a curated record.